AUAUAAUGGAAAACGUGGACGAAGUUGCGGGCAACAGCUAGUUUAUUAUAGUGAUAGUAAUUACUAUUGAUUUAAUACUUCUCAAGUCCUCUCCCCUAAACAUGAAUAAUGUUUAUCAUCGAGAAUUCUUUUUUUUUCAGAUAGAGGCAAAAAUACGCAUCUUAUAUUUUUAAAUGAUCGAUAUAAUGACCUCAAAAUAUAUAGUUACUAUUGCUUUGUGUUUGACAAAGAGAAAUGAGAAGAAACGGACAACGAAAGAUCAACAAAACGGACAAAGCAAAAUCCGAUUCAAACAUAUGUAAUGAUAUUUUAUUCAAAUACCUACUUGACAGCGUAUUAUUAUCUAUCCAAACCCAGGGGACACAAUAAUAAACUUUUCUGCGUUUUUAAACGUUUCUUCAAACCUUAAAAUUAUAAGAACAAAAAAAUGUCACCGUCAGAAACGUCAAUUUUGAGUAUAAAUAUAAUACAUAAAUACUUUUGAAGCGAAGUUGUUUUAGAUAUAAUUAUUAUAUAAGUUAAUAAAAAGCCUUUACGAUGUAUGACCCACAAGCGGAGCCGGAUCUCAUUGAAUUUGAAAAUGUUGAUUUAUGCGAUGAAAAAUAUGUGGAAGGACCAAAAUUUCGAAACAGGAGAACCUCUAUAUUCGUUACAUUUGCUGACCCCUCGAUAGCACUAGUGGAUGUGCAGAAAAUGAUGGAAACAGGUAUGAAUAUUGCACGAUUCAAGACGUCACAUAGUACCACAGGUGACAAAGUAAGAUUACUAAAAAAGUUUGAUAAGGCUGCAAAUAUAUUGGCUGCUAAGUAUGGAUUACUGUAUUGGCCGUGCGCCACAUGCAUUGAGCUGAAGACGUGCGUUGCCAAUACUGGGAUUCUCGAAGAGGACGCUUUUGAGAUUCAUAUCCGUGAAGGCACCGAUAUAAUUAUGACAUCUGACGUACAAAUGUACAAUAAAUGCAAUGCGGAGAACAUCUUUGUCGACAAUCCUUACUUAACAUCGGACGUGAAAGUUGGAAUGUUAAUCAAUAUAGCCGCAGAUGAAAUAAUAACUAAGUGUACCGCCAUUUUAAAUAACAAAAAUAUCAAGUGUCACGUGGUAAAAGGGGGUCAGUUGCAGAACAUGGCACAUGUCUGCAUGAGAGGAGCAAAACGAACGCGCCCUUACUUGACAAAAGCAGAUCUGCAUAUUAUCAAAUUUGCGGUGGAAUACCAGGUGGAUAUGAUUAUCAUUAACUACGCAAGACAUGUCGAUACGGUAAAGAAAAUUAAGCGAUAUCUCGGAUCAAAAGUCAAGAGACCCAUAAUAGUAGCUGGAUUAUGUAGUGAACAAGGAAUUGAUAAUGUUGAUAGUAUAAUCAGAGAAGCCGAUGCAAUUUUACUUUCUAGAGAGUUUGCUAGCUAUGAGGUUCCAAUGCACUUAUACCACAAAAUGAGUCUUGUUCAAAGUUAUAUUGCCGCUAAAUGUCGACAGGUUGGAAAGCCGUUUUACUUAUCUGGCGAAAUCUUCAAGAAUGCUCUUAACACAGGUGUUUUUCACGCCCGAGAGUUUUCUGAUGUUACUAACGCAAUAUUACAAGGCACCUCGGCCUUGGUUUUGGGACCCUCAGCAAAUGUUGAUUAUUUAAUGGCAGUGAUGAGAACUAUAAACGAUCUAUGUGCCAGUGUGGAACCCUUAACUAAUGACAGAGGGGAAUUCUUUCGUAAUGUAUCCCAGCUUAAAAUGCCUUUGAAUGCUGCUGAAGCUUGCGCUGUAUCUUGCACAUUUAUCGCAAACCAAACUAAAUCCCGAAUCAUUGUGUGCCCAACUGUAAAUGGCCGGACUACUUACCUGCUAAACUGGUUGAGACCACCUCAUGUCAUCAUCGCUGUCACCACUAAGAUCAGAACAGUAAGAAUUCUGUGCACUCAGAGAAGCGUCAUUGCGCUUUUAUACAAGGGUGCACCUCGUAGGAACUGGUUCCGAUCAGUACAGGCUCGUAUCGACUAUGCUAUUCAAUAUGCGGUAGAAAAUCAUUGGAUUCAGUACGGAGACCAUUACGUUACACUGGAGAAGGGGACAGAAGCUAGCCCAUUCUGUGAUUGUGUCCGAGUAUGGACAGUCACUACCGUUAAGAAAAAUACUAUCGAGUGCCCUGAAUCUUAUCAUGAUUUUGCCCUUAAUGAUUAUCUCGAAAUACCACCUAUACAAAAACGGAGUCCUGCUGUUAAAAAACGUAGUAUUUCUGAUGCCUUUAAAGAUCAGGACUUGGAUACAAUAUUGGCAGAAGUUUUGCAAAGAACCGCCGAAGAUGAAAAACAUAAAACAUAUAUAGAAAGUUUUUAGUGUAGUUUUACUGAGAUACUAUAAUGUGACUUUAUAAUGUACAAGCUGCUGCAAUUUUAUUGUUAAUUUUAAUAUAUUUUAUUACGCUUACAAAUAGAAUAUUGCUAGUUAUGGAUUUUAAUAUAGAUUAAUUUUAAAUUUUA
This is a messenger RNA of Trichoplusia ni (cabbage looper), 2468 nucleotides long. RefSeq names its product pyruvate kinase-like. Gene Ontology annotation, biological process: glycolytic process. The coding region runs from base 538 to 2325 and encodes 595 amino acids. The transcript has 9 exons. Gene Ontology annotation, molecular function: potassium ion binding; magnesium ion binding; pyruvate kinase activity. Lineage: Eukaryota; Metazoa; Arthropoda; Insecta; Lepidoptera; Noctuidae. Gene Ontology annotation, cellular component: cytoplasm. The record is from RefSeq and is a predicted model, not a curated record.